UUGCUUUGGCUGCAUUAUCCUGCUGGAAGGKGGGCCUCCASUCCAGUCAUGACUCUUUUGCUGCCUCCCAUAAGUUUUCUUCCAGGAUCACCUUGCAUUUAGUCCCCUCUUUUAUUCCCAUCAACUUUAUCCACCUUCAUCUUGUGUAYUGAUCUAAAGYAUCSCCAUAGSAUGAUGCUUCUAACGCCAUGUUUUAUUGUGAGGAUGGUGKGUUCAGGGGGAAACGCAACAUCAACUAAACAGCAUUAAACAUGCUCGGUUCCCUCUAUGCACCCGUCACUGUGAAGACAGUUGAAUGUGAGGCUGGAGCUGGGAGUCCAAGAUGGACGYCAGUAAGRAUGGCAGUGAAGGGUCGUGGUCACCCUCGCCCUCCAACACCGGCUGUCAUAAAGGCAUUGUUGCAGCCUGCAUCAUCCUUUUCCUUAUCGUUGGCAUMUUUGCAGGCCUUGCUAUUGCACAUGUCCCCAACACGCUGCAAAAAGCGUUGGUUAAGAUCAUAGACUCCAAGGCGUGCAAUCAGUCGUCUGUGUACAGAGGUGCUAUUACUCACAAAAUGAUGUGUGCUGGAUUCCUGCAGGGGAAGGUGGACUCCUGUCAGGGUGACUCUGGAGGGCCCCUUGUGUGCGAGGGCGGCCCCGGGAGGUUCUUUCUGGCCGGGGUGGUGAGCUGGGGUGUGGGUUGUGCCCAGGUCAACAGGCCUGGAGUUUAUGCCCGCAUCACCAAGCUCAGAAACUUUAUUCUAAAAUACACAGAUCCAGCUUUGGUCAAUGACCAAGUAAAGCUUGUUCCAACAAUACCAGCCCCRUUGACCAGUAAGUCCUCUGAGAGCCUCCUAGUGCCUCAGGGUGUGGCAAUGGAUGAACCUGCUGGAGUCCCUCAAUCUGCCACAAACUGCAGUGAGAACUUCCAAUGUGGCUCCAGUUUGUGCAUCAGUAAAGUCAACCCGGAGUGUGACAGAAUCCCCGACUGCCCCAAUGAAGCAGACGAGAAAAACUGUGACUGUGGUGUUCGUCCUGCGCUGGGUGUUCAGCGGAUCAUAGGUGGAGUCACGGCUCGGCGGGGAGAGUGGCCGUGGAUUGGCAGUCUGCAGCACCAGAAACAACAUCGCUGCGGCACCACGCUCAUUCACAAGAAGUGGUUACUGACUGCUGCACACUGUUUUAACAGUGAUUCUAACCCCACUGAGUGGGCCGUAAGCCUCGGGUCUGUGCUGCGGUCUGGGUUAGGCGCACUGGUUAUUCCCAUACAGAGAGUGAUCGUCCACCCGGCUUUUAAUGGCACCAACAUGGACCAUGAUGUGGCUCUGGUGGAGMUGGCAGUCCCGGCCCCGGUGUCCUACACCAUCCAGGCAGUGUGUCUUCCCUCGCCGGUGCAUCUCUUCCUGGAGAACUCAGAGUGCUACAUCACAGGCUGGGGAUCCAUGAAGGAAGGAGGCUCUCUGACCAACCUGCUGCAGAAAGCUGCCGUGAACAUCAUCGAUCAGGAAGACUGUCAGCUGUCAUAUAGCAACGUGCUGACACCCAGCAUGAUGUGUGCCGGAUUCAUGGAGGGAGGACGGGACACCUGCCUGGGGGAUUCUGGUGGGCCGCUGACGUGCCGCCAUAACUCUGGCCCGUGGUUUAUCGCCGGUGUGACCAGCUGGGGACACGGAUGUGGACGAACUGGUUUUCCAGGGGUUUAUACUCGGGUGACCUCUGUCAGGAAAUGGAUAUCAACACACCUACCUUUUUGAUGAGGGAGGGAAAAAAACUGUAGAGAAAAACUUGCAGAAACAGUGGAUUUUACUGAUACGUCUUCUCCACGUUCCCAUACUGUACAAGGACUAAAGUCAUGCCAAAGGCCAGCUAAACAUUUCCUCAGUUAACAAAACACUGACCUAUGUGUCAUGGGUGCUGUUUGCAACACUGUGCCUAACCUGGACCAUUCAGCAUGUACUGACAAAACAAUCAUCAGCUGUGGGUAACUCACUACCAACAGUAGCAUGAUUAAAGUUAUUUAUUACACUUAUUUAUUUUCUUGAUAGGUAUGAAUACUGGUAAAGGUGCUGUUUGUGUUAUUUUUAUACUGUGUGGCUUUCUGAGAGUACACUGACCAGCCUCAGCAUUAAAAAUCACUGAUCAUGGAUCCGCUUAUUGCAGUGCAGCAUGAUGCUGGAGAUCCCUGCAUCCUGACAUGUUCUGAAUUCCUGCAAAGUUGCACCUUUCUACACAAUAUUAAUGUCUCAGGAAUGGAACAAAACACAAUUUUAUAUGGCCUCCAAACUUGGAUUGCAACCCGAUUGUGCAACAAUGGGAUGUACAGUAACAUUAUAGGAGUUCUUACUCAUUUCAUAAAUAUGUUUGCCUCCAUACCUCAUCUUUAGAGGUAAUUUGUUUUUUUUUAAAGUUGGAUUUUUUAUAAGUUUUCAGUGAGAUUAAGAUGCUACAGGCUUUUUACUCAUCUAUCCCAGCCAAGCUAACAAAUUUAUCUGAGGUUGUUAUAGAGGCCUGGGGUGCACAAACAUUCGGCUGGUGUUCAAUGUUGUUGAUAAACUGUGUACACUGUUCAUUCAUUUAAAGGUUCAUUUAUCUUUCUUUAGAAUUUCAGUGUCCUAUUUUUAAGAAAAGAUGGGUUUUCUUGAGAAAGUGUGUGUAAAAAAUACUUAAGACUAAAUACUUAAAACCUGUAGUGUUCUUUCAAUCACACUUGAGACACAGAGAAGAAACCUGAUUAACCAGAUUUAUUUUUUUUCCCAAUUAAAAUAAUUUCUUUUUGCACACAAAUCCUCUGCAGUCGGUGCUUACAGGCUUCUCUCACUCAAACUAUGCAGAUGGGUUGUACUUCCCCGUACACCAGAGCAGCUACACACACACAGAGCUGACAACGGUGCUGUAUCCUGACUGUGUGAAGCAGAGCCUGGCUGAAACAAGCCCACCACUGUGGAAGGGCAGCAGCUAGAGUAACACAUAGGAAACAUGUCAGACAAAACUGUUUUGUUCUUCAGCUGUAGCUUGAUAUAGGCUGGCUGGAGGGCUGUGAAUGUCAGCUGUGAGACUUUAAAGUUACAGUUAAUGUUGCCAACAGGUCCACAUUAUGUUUAUUGCAACUAGGUAAUACGUUUUGCUUGUUUAUGCAUUAGCUCAGAGCCCCAGUGGCAUUCUUAGACAGGAUUUCAGGUAAAAUCCUCUCCACCUGAAGGAGUUAGCCAGCUUUAUCCAAUAAUAUUAACACAUCAACUGUCAGCCAACUUAGUCUAAGCCAGAUUUGUGAGCGUCUGAGGAGGAUGUAGCUGCAGGCAAAAUGCAUAACUAGAGGGGAAAUCAAUUAAAAAGAUGCAUAGAUAUUGAGUGGCAUGUGUGAUUUAUAGUGUAAAAGCAUAAGUUCUAGGAG
Molecule: messenger RNA, 3369 nt
Organism: Poecilia reticulata (guppy)
Lineage: Eukaryota; Metazoa; Chordata; Actinopteri; Cyprinodontiformes; Poeciliidae
Source: RefSeq, a predicted model, not a curated record